AUGGACACGAAGGAACUUAGGAAGUUAAUUGAAGAUAAGGCAAACGAUACAAUAGAAGAAAUACAAAGAUGUCGCGACACAUAUCGCAGAGAGAUGGCUGAGUGUAAGCAGUUUGUGAUCGAUAAAGUAUCUACGUUUUUUGCUGAUUUAGAAGCACGAAGUCAAAAACAAGAAAUCAUCGAUGACGAAAUAAUCCAGGGGCUUAUAGUAGAACUCAUGGAACAACUCGAAAACAUAGAUACUCUUUUGAGUGAAAUUCAUAUGUGUAGAGAUACACUUUCGAAGCUAAACGACAUGUUAACUGGAAAAGAGGAUUUUAAAGAGGAGUGUGAGACGGUUUUAUCUCGAAACUCUACCUGA
Molecule: messenger RNA, 360 nt
Organism: Schistosoma spindalis
Lineage: Eukaryota; Metazoa; Platyhelminthes; Trematoda; Strigeidida; Schistosomatidae
Source: the annotation of a GenBank genome assembly